Molecule: messenger RNA, 259 nt
Organism: Meloidogyne enterolobii
Lineage: Eukaryota; Metazoa; Nematoda; Chromadorea; Rhabditida; Meloidogynidae
Source: the annotation of a GenBank genome assembly
AUGAACAAUCUAAAUAACAAUAAUUUGUUGAAAGAAGAAGAAAAAGAAAUUUCUUCAAAUAAAAAGCAGCGUUCAUCCUCCUCCGCGCAACAACAACAACAAAAUGUUGGAGAAGAAUUUAGUAGUGCUAGCGAUAGUUGGGAACAUGUUUCGUCUGGGGCUUCUGGAGGAGUGAGCUUUUUUUAAUGAAAAAAAAUUUUUUGGGGGAUUUUUGAGGGGAAAAAGGGGAAGGAAAAUGAAAUAAUUUUUUUUGGAAAUU